AUGCCGGAUGAGUCGAAGGCGAAGAGCUUCCCCGACGUCUCGGCGAAACUCUCCGCGCUUCCAAAGAAAUCACUUUUUGAGCGUCAAAAAGCUGAGGCGGAGGCCAAACGCGCCCGGGAAAAGGCAGAGACAGCUGCAGUCUAUGAAGAAUUUGUCAAAUCUUUCGAAGACGAGGAUUCGGUUGUACCGCAGUCAUUGGAUGGAGGAUCGGAUGCAUUCAGAGGCAGGGGUGGUGGUCCUCCCAGGCGUCACUUCGCAGCUUCCUCUUCGCGCGGCAGUGGCCAUGGACCAUUAGCCCCCCCCCGCCGCCCCUCUCUUACACACAAACGUUCCCACGAAACCUUCCCCCCCUCCCGUCGCGACCAUCUCAAAUUUGAAAACAUGCUUACUCCACCUGAAGCCGACAGAGCACUCGACGAGGAGAGAGCAGCUCCCAAACCGACGUUGUACCUUGCAUCGCUUCCCCCGGGGACAUCUCUGUCAGUGAUUAAGGCAUUGAUUCCAUCGACCCUCACCGUGGACAAUGUCAAGAUCAUCACCCCGCCGGGAGAGUUGCCAACCCACCGGGAAUCCUCUUCUGCCAUCAUCACCCUUGCAAGCGACUCAGCCGCCUCCAAUAUUGACGCAGCUGUGAGUGCGCUGCAGAACAAAUACCUUGGCUGGGGGUACUACCUGAACCUCUGCCGACACCUUUCUUCUACUGCGAUCAAUCCAAACAUCCCUUUGGCCACCGGCAUCUCGUCGACUACUACUUCUCUUCCGUUUGGUGCCGAGCCUAUUCCACUAAGUUCCACCACAAGCAUGAGUCGGGCUCCACCACCUGGGCCACAUCGCGGGGGGAUUCGCACCCCCAAGCUCGUGCAGCUACCGACAGACAUAAGAGUGUUAAGACAGAUACACAAGACUAUUGAGAGACUUGUGAAACAUGGUCCUUCAUUUGAGGCAUUGUUGAUGAGUCGGCCAGAAGUCCAGAUGGACGAAAAGUGGUCCUGGUUGUUCGAUGCAAGGUCGCCUGGUGGUGUAUACUACCGAUGGUCCGAUCUGGUUACCCCCAAACAGCAUCUCAAGUUUGAGAACGUUACUCGCCUGGAGCAAUUUGUGACACACCCUGACUACGACUCAUCUGACGAAGAACACUCGGAUGAGCCGAACGCACGCGCCGAUGAACCUAACUUCUUGAACCCUCUGAAGAUGGCCAGACUUACUCAUCUCCUUGCACGACUUCCGACGACCCAUGCAAAGCUCCGACGAGGAGACGUUAUGCGAGUCACAGCAUUCGCCAUUGACCACGCGGCAAUCGGGGCAUCCGAGAUUGUCGACGUGGCUAUUCGAAACGUUUUCCGGCCACUCGCUUACACCGGAGCCAACCCAAACCAGGAAUUGGAAAAAAGUGCUGCUAGACUUGCGACCACAGAUACGGACAAUACAACCCAAUCCGAUGAAUUAAUAGAUAUGUCUUCUGCGAAGCUGGUCGGCCUCUAUAUCAUCUCUGAUAUUCUUUCGUCGUCGGCAACCAGUGGCGGCCGCCAUGCAUGGCGAUACCGCCAGCUGUUCGAAAACGCUCUUCGCUCGCGCAAGGUGUUUGAACACCUUGGUCGACUGGAUAAGGACAUGAAGUGGGGACGGCUAAAAGCAGAGAAGUGGAAGCGCAGCGUUGGCUCCCUUUUACAUGUGUGGGAAGGGUGGUGCUGUUUUACGCAAUCGAACCAGGAUCAUUUCACUCAAGUGUUUGAAAAUCCACCACUUACAGAAGCAGAAUUGCAGAAACAGAAGGAGACCGAGAAGGCCCAUGCAGACCAGGCUGCUGUUGCAUUUGCCAAAAGCAAGAGUCGAUGGAAGACAGUUGAUGAUGAGCGGGGCGGAAAGUUCGACCCUACUCUCCCUGCGAAUGAGAACAAUCUAUCUAUCUCUACCAACGCAGUGGACGAAUCAAUGCAUGGAAAGGAUGGAACCCCAAUGGAAAUCUGUCACUUGAAGAACGUUGAUGGGGAAUUCAUGCUUAAGCCCCCCCCAUCGGGCGAUGAAGAUACCCAAACCGAGAUACCCCAGCAGCUACCUCAGCACCCAACCCAAUCUGACAAAUCCGAACAAUCAGCUGGGCAGCAGGAGCCAGAAACACGACGACGAAAGCCACGACCCAAAGCUGAAGACAUGUUUGCCUCGGAUUCGGAGUAA
Molecule: messenger RNA, 2175 nt
Organism: Penicillium crustosum
Lineage: Eukaryota; Fungi; Ascomycota; Eurotiomycetes; Eurotiales; Aspergillaceae
Product: SWAP/Surp domain-containing protein
Exons: 3
Coding region: 1-2175 (724 amino acids)
Biological process (GO): RNA processing
Cellular component (GO): nucleus
Molecular function (GO): RNA binding
Source: RefSeq, a predicted model, not a curated record